AUGAGUUCCCUGAGUAACGCCGUUGUUGGACGGGAAAGUAUGGAUGUACAUCUAUCUCGGCAGCCUCUCAGCCACCACAACAAUGCAUCGUCUCUUCAAGGUAUCGGAUUUCUCGUCAUGGGGCUUACGGGGGCCGGUAAAAGCACAUUCAUCUCACAACUCACUCAUCAAGAGGCCGAGGUCGGACAUUCGCUGAACUCUUGUACUGCGGAUGUCAUACCCUACGAGUACCGGUUACCUAAUGGGAAAGUGAUCCAUCUCAUCGACACACCGGGCUUUGACGAUACUAGCACAGACUAUGCCGGUGUGUUCAAGAAAAUUGCUGCAUUUCUCUGCAUCGUCUGCGAUGGCCCUCGGAAAGCCUUCACCAUAGGCGGAUUGAUAUACGUCCACCGGAUAACUGACGUGCGAAUGUCAGGAUCUUCACUAAAAAGCCUGCGUAUUUUCGAAAAGAUCUGUGGUGAACAGUGCUUCCAGCAUGUCACAAUUGUUACGACUAUGUGGGAUCAGCUCCAGUCUCCAGAAUCAAAUGAAGCUGCGACGAUACGUGAGAAGACGUUGAGGGAAAGGCCUGAGUUCUUCGGCGCUUUAGUGGGAGCUGGUGCCAUGAUGGAGAGGCACUCUAAUGAACAAAGCGCCCGUAACAUUGUUGAACAGCUUGAAAACAAGCAAAGAGACAUAUCUUUGCAGCUACAACAAGAAAUGAAGCGCAGCGUGACCACCAAACUGGAGGAAUCCACAGCAGGGCAGUACUUGGAAGGUGAAUUGGAAAACGUCCGAAAGAGAUAUGAGAUGCAGAAGAAAGAGUUAGAAGAGAGCGCAGAAGAGUUCCAAGAUGAUGAAGAUCUCAGGAGCGAAUUUUCAGAGCAGGUCAGAGAAUGCGCAGCCGUUGUAGAGAGACUGGAGGCCGAGAAGGGUAGCCUUUCGGUUACUCUUGAAGACAUACACAACGAACAAGCAGCAUUCUAUGCAAGAAAGUAUGAUAGUAUGAUGAGAGACAGUAUCUCAGAUGCGCCGUCAGCGCGCAUGUUACACGAGCUCAGCAAAGUCUUAUACCCUAGAAAAGGAGGACCGGACGCUCAGAAAGACGUGCGCAGGAGAGGACUAGAGAUUGAAGACCGUACAGAAGCUUGA
Messenger RNA from Pyrenophora tritici-repentis Pt-1C-BFP, 1134 nucleotides. Its product is annotated as Smc, Chromosome segregation ATPase. Gene Ontology annotation, molecular function: GTP binding. NCBI's taxonomy places the organism in Eukaryota, Fungi, Ascomycota, Dothideomycetes, Pleosporales, Pleosporaceae. The record is from RefSeq and is a predicted model, not a curated record.